UUGAGUGUCUGUGUUUGUAUUUGUGCCUCUUUCUGAAAGCCAGCUCGGAGGGCGAGUUUAAAGUGCGUUUGUGAAUGAAGGGGAGUGAAAUUGGCCGGGAGGACGGGCAGCUCACACACAUUCAGCUCGGUGUAGGCGAGCUACCCCUCCUGCAGCAGCCACCUACAUUCACCAGCCGGGCAAGUCACCUCAAUGAAAAACAUCAAGGGCAGGAGAUGGAGCUCUCAAAUUAUGCCAGCCAACUGCUGCUGCAGCUCAACCAGCAACGUUCCAAGGGCUUCUUAUGCGAUGUUGUCAUUAUGGUGGACAACACACUCUUUCGAGCUCAUAAAAGCGUCCUCGCUGCCGCCAGCAGCUACUUCAAAUCCCUCGUCCUGCACGAUAACCUCAUCCACCUCGAUGCCGAGUUGGUGGAGCCAGCCAUGUUCCAGAAAAUUCUGGACUUCAUUUAUACAGGCAAGUUAUGUGAGGAGAGUCAGGGAAAAGAGCGCAUGCAGGAUCUGAUCAGCUUUCUCACUGUAGCUAACUACCUCCAGCUCCACGACCUGGCGAGUCUGUGUACCAGCGAACUUGAGUCCAGCAGCACGUCCUGCAAGGGCUCGUUACACACCCAAAACCUGCCUUUUUCACCCGCUUCAAAACACUUGGUGAAGCGAGAGGCAGAAGACACUUCAUCUGACAUUGAAGUAUAUGCAAACAUGGUCCCUCCAAAGAAAAGACACAAUGGCGCGAACAAACGCAACUCGAGCGGAAAGCAAACCUUUGGGCUGGAUUUGACCAAGAAGAGCUCUUCUCAACGUGUUGUAAAUAAUGAUGGCAUUAGUAUGCAGGAAUACUCACAGUCCUCUGUUUCCAAGACAACUAAGAAUACUCUCCGGUCAGGUACAGAGAGAAAGGUCUCCCAGGAGAAAACCCGAGGCCUGGAUGCUUUAGAUGGAGCGCAGGAAUGGAGAAGGGCACCAUCUAGAGAGCGCUCCAGGAGGAAAGGCAACAUCAACGGUUACACACCUACAGUCAAAGUUGGAAAUCACUUGAGCCAAAACCAUGUGGGAGAAAAUUCCCAAGAGCAGCCACAAGACAGAAGAUCCAAUGGUGCCAGCCCUCACUUUGUCUACAGACAGGAGUCCUACCUCGAACCAUCUCAGGAGGACAACAGUUACGUCUGUAUCCCAUGUGGAAAAGGAUUCCCAUCCUCAGAAAGCUUAAAUUCCCAUGUAGAAUCCCACACGGACGCAGACGUGAACCUCGGCCGGGACAAAGAGGAAGCGGAUGAAGAUCCUCCCAUUGCUGGCGCCCACGAAGCCCCAGAGGUCGGAGACAAAAGCCCGUUGAAACCCUACAAAGAGCUGGACACGCUGCGACCAUUCCCUUGCAACAUCUGUGGCAAAAUGUUUACGCAGCGCGGCACCAUGACGCGCCACAUGCGCAGUCAUCUGGGCCUGAAGCCGUUUGCCUGCAAGGAGUGCGGCAUGCGCUUCACGCGGCAGUACCGCCUCACCGAGCACAUGCGCGUGCACUCGGGUGAGAAGCCCUACGAGUGUCACGUCUGCGGGGGCAAGUUUACACAACAACGAAACCUCAUCAGUCACAUGCGCAUGCAUACCUCACCAAAUUAGACUUGGAGAGUUGCAAUAGGUUAUACACAACAUAUCAGUAACGCUUCUUCUCAAACGAGCCCGGUCUAAUAAAACCACAUUACCUCAUGCCAUUACAGUACGUUACCUUCACCGAAUAAUAACUACGGAAUGUUUCUUGUGGUACCUACUAUUUUGAAAGAAUGAAUGUUAUAGCUGAUUCUUACAGUCACAAUGCAGAACGCAUCGUUUAAUGCGCUUUAUCUGGACAAAACAAAACCUCAUGUUUACUUGAAUACAUGUGCGAACAUUGCUACCUCAGCGUUUACCUCCCAAAUCCUCAGAUGCCCUUUGAGAUUACGUUCACCUACACCGUAUUGAAUUAUUUCCUCAAAAAAAUCCAUUUAGAAUUUUUCGCCAAUAUCUGGAAAGUAAUACGGCAUCUGAUAGAAAUCUCAGAGUAAACUGUAACGAACGGUAGACGAGAACACACUGCCUGUUUUACAGUGAGAGGACAGAUCCGAAACCAGAGUAGGGGUUUGUGAUAAGGAUUAGACGGAUGAUGGUUCGUGGAGCGUUUAAGGCAUGUGUGAUGUACAGUUCCAAAGAAAUAAUGAAUGUUGAAAGAUUAAUAAAAAAAAAAAAAAUACUGUAUUACUGUAACCAAAUCUAUAUUCUUACAAUAUACGUAUUUAAGUGUAAGUCUAAUUUAUGUGUAUGAUCACAGUCUUUGUUAGUUGACCCCACCCUUCCCUCUCUUUCCUCCUCAUGGGCUUUCAUUCUACGUAAGAUGCAAGUCCUUCCCUUUAGCUAUUCCCCAUGCUUAAACCGUUUUCCAUUUAUGAAACCAUUGAUGACCUGAGACCAAAAGGACUAUGGAUUAAACUGUUGUAAAUAUCUUUUGAGUGUCUUGAAGAGAUUGCUUGGUUGCUCAUUGAUUGCAGGGUUUUGAUAGUUAUAGCAUGAGCGAUUUUUUUUUUUAUUUUAUUUUAUUUCAUUUCGAAUCCUUCGAUCGGUUAGAACACUGGGGGUUUUGCUUGCGUGUAAAAUCAUUUGUGAUGAUAACUUUCUAUUUUGGAUGUACUCUUAUAUUGUGUUGUUUCCAUUCCGACAAGUUGUGCUUAUCUGUUACUGUUCAUCUACCUCAUGUGUUCAGGGUGUUCACCCACUCGCUGUGUUACACAACACACGCCUCUUUGUUGUUUACAUGCUUAUCGGUCGCCAUGUUUAAGUGUUAUACCAAAUCUCAUGUAAGGAAAAACCUCACACUGUAACUCGUGCUUGCACACUUGUAUAUUAGAAUCAUUCAUUUUGGGCAAAAACAAAAACAGAGGGCCAUCACUGUUACACCAGGCCAAUAGAAAACUUUAUUUCUUUCCAAAACCCCAGUAUGAGUUUACACACACAUUGCUCUCUGUGAUGCUGUCUUGUUAAAAUAUGCAGGAACCUUUUCUGUAUUUUUUUUUUUUGUUUGUUUGUUUUUGUUUUGUUUUUUCUUUUUUUGAUGGACCUGAAACCGAAACUGUGACAACACUUGGACUUUUUUGCUCAGGAAACCUCAGGGAUUAUUUCAGGCGCGUCUGAAUUUUAUACCACCAAGCACCAGAUACCGAUAUUUUUGCAGCUGCUUUCCUCAGUGUUUGAACACUACUGCCACAUUUAAAUACGCUGACGCAUUAUCUCCAGCCGACCCGAUAUACGCCUUCAUAAGGCAUGGCAGCUCGAUUCCGUGGAUUACUCUCCACUCGUGGUAUACUAUUUUAAUAUUAAAUGAUUGGUUUAACGUGAGUUUCAUAUGCAUUUGGAAAGAACAUCGAAUGCCAUUGUUCAUAAAGUACGAAUUGUGACCUGUUGAAUACCAAAGCACAUUUUCACAAAAUGGAUGGAUACAUAUGAAUGACAAUGUACUUGAUAUGAUACUUAUAAUUAAAUGCUGAUUAAAAAAAAAAAAAGUUUGUGUUUUUUCUGUAUUUUUUUUUUUUUGGUUUGUUUGUUUUUGUCUCUGAUUUUAGGAUUUU
Molecule: messenger RNA, 3592 nt
Organism: Hemibagrus wyckioides
Lineage: Eukaryota; Metazoa; Chordata; Actinopteri; Siluriformes; Bagridae
Gene: hic1l
Product: hypermethylated in cancer 1 like
Exons: 2
Coding region: 75-1616 (513 amino acids)
Biological process (GO): regulation of transcription by RNA polymerase II
Cellular component (GO): nucleus
Molecular function (GO): RNA polymerase II cis-regulatory region sequence-specific DNA binding; protein binding; DNA-binding transcription factor activity, RNA polymerase II-specific
Source: RefSeq, a predicted model, not a curated record